AUGCGAGUUUGUGUGAUUGGUGCUGGGGCAAGCGGUUUGCCUGCCAUCAAGGAAUGUCGCGCGGUUGGCCUCGAUGUGAUAGCUUACGAACGCACAAGCGAUGUCGGAGGCUUGUGGAAUUACCGACCUGAAUUAGCAGAGGGAGGCACGGUAAUGAAGUCGACAGUAAUGAAUACAUCCAAAGAAAUGACAGCCUAUUCUGAUUUCCCACCGCCUGCCAGCUUUUGCAAUUUUAUGCAUCAUUCAAAAGUUUUGGAAUAUUUGAAAGAUUAUGCCAGAGUGAAUGACUUAUAUCAAUAUAUUUGUUUCAAUACCACAGUGCAACAGGUUUCACGAAUAGGUAAUUUUUGGGAAGUAAAGACAAAUAAUGGUGAUAAGAAGCUAUUUGAUUAUGUAAUGAUGUGCACUGGACACCACAGUUUCCCACAAUAUCCUCAAAUACCUGGGAGUGAAAAAUUCAAAGGACGUAUCCUUCACUCCCAUAAAUAUCGUGAUUACCAAGGGUUUGAAGAAAAAGACAUUUUCAUCGUUGGAAUUGGUAAUUCGGCUCUUGACAUUGCUGCAGAGUUAUCUGGUGUUGCAAAGUCGGUGACAGUUUCUACCCGACGUGGCUCAUGGAUAUUCAAUCGUGUAAGUCAAGGAGGUAUCCCUAAUGAUCUGAAGAUGAUGACUCGUUUAUAUGACUAUUUGAUGGAUAAAUUGCCAUGGGGAGUUGCUAAUGAUUUCAUGGAACAUCGUCUGCAGCUACGACUGGAUCAUGAUCUAUAUGGACUUCGCCCGAACCACCGGUUUCUCCAACAGCACCCUACUAUCAACGAUGAUUUACCCAAUCUUCUCUGUAGCGGACGGAUCGUCAUUACGGAGGAUGUCGAACUAAUUCGUGAGGUGACUGUUCAAGUUAAGGGAGGACGUCAAUUUCCAGCCGACGUGAUCAUUUUUGCAACUGGUUAUACGUUUGGUUUUCCAUUUCUGUAUCCAGAAUUUAUUAUACCACUAAAGGAUCAUGAAGUGGAAUUGUACAAAUAUGUUUUCCCGUUGAAAUACUCUUCCUUAGCGGUUAUCGGUCUGAUCCAACCCAUUGGAAGUAUUUUACCAAUAUCUGAAAUGCAGUGUCGAUGGGUUGCUGCUGUAUUUAAUGGUCAAAUUAAAUUACCUCUUCACGAGGAGAUGUUAGCUGAUAUUAAACUUAAACAAGCUCAAAUUAAGAAAAGAUAUUUCAAAAGCAAGAAACACACUAUCCAAGUGGACUACAUCAAAUACAUGGACGAAAUUGCUGAACAAAUAGGUUGUAAGCCUAACUUAAUGAAGUACAUGUUCAUAGAGCCCAGUUUUUGCCUGCGAUUGCUUAUUAGUGCUAAUGCACCGUAUGUCUACCGACUUGAAGGCCCUGGAUCUUGGGAUAAAGCCAAGGAAACAUUGAUAAGCCUUCCUGAACGAGUCAAAAUUCCACUGAAGAAUAGAGAAUGUCGCAUGAAAGAUAUAAAGACGCGGAAGAAUUGCCCUGGAUCUUGGGAUAAAGCCAAGGAAACAUUGAUAAGCCUUCCUGAACGAGUCAAAAUUCCACUGAAGAAUAGAGAAUGUCGCAUGAAAAGAUAUAAAAGACGCGGAAGAAUUGAUGAGUAUUUCCGAUAUGUAUCCAUGAAAUGGCUCGCUGGAUGGACGUGUGUAAUACUUGUCACGGGCAUUUGGGUAUUCUGCUCUGGUUCUCAUAAUCUCACUACACUCACAUAUACCACAAAUGUUGUCAUCUUCCUAGUAUUUUUUUCAUUCAUUUUAUUAUGGUUUGAUUUACAAUAUGAUAUGUCCACAAUCUUCUGA
Loa loa (African eye worm) is the source of this 1818-nucleotide messenger RNA. Its product is annotated as dimethylaniline monooxygenase 4. The coding region runs from base 1 to 1818 and encodes 605 amino acids. The record is from RefSeq and is a predicted model, not a curated record. The transcript has 12 exons. Gene Ontology annotation, molecular function: NADP binding; N,N-dimethylaniline monooxygenase activity; flavin adenine dinucleotide binding. Lineage: Eukaryota; Metazoa; Nematoda; Chromadorea; Rhabditida; Onchocercidae.